AUGCCAUAUACACCAGAGCAAAAUGGAUCUAGUGAACGAGAAAAUCGAACACUCGUAGAAGCUGCUCGUACUAUGAUGCAUGCUCACGAACAACUGCCACUUGCCUGUUGGUCAGAGCUUGUUAACACGGCUGCGUACUGUUACAACCCCUGCAUGUACCCUAAGUCGCUGACGCAUCCCAGCAUAUCCUUUAUCCCAAGUCAGCACUUUUGCCAAGCCUCGACACCGUCGCUUCCCCGCCAGUCAGUCCUAUUCCAAUCUCCGCUCCGAAUAUACGUGUCAAUAUCAUAA
Molecule: messenger RNA, 291 nt
Organism: Leptosia nina
Lineage: Eukaryota; Metazoa; Arthropoda; Insecta; Lepidoptera; Pieridae
Source: the annotation of a GenBank genome assembly